Hevea brasiliensis (rubber tree) is the source of this 1156-nucleotide messenger RNA. RefSeq names its product ras-related protein RABA5e-like. Bases 345 to 1001 code for a protein of 218 amino acids. The transcript is spliced from 2 exons. The record is from RefSeq and is a predicted model, not a curated record. Gene Ontology annotation, cellular component: endosome. Gene Ontology annotation, molecular function: GTPase activity; GTP binding. NCBI's taxonomy places the organism in Eukaryota, Viridiplantae, Streptophyta, Magnoliopsida, Malpighiales, Euphorbiaceae.
GUUAGCAUAUAAUUAAGAAAUGACCUAAAUCAAAUAACACCAUAAAAUGAUGCUAUCAAAAACUCAAAUAAAUUCAAGAAAAAUCACAAUUUUAUUUCCCUUAUCUAAUAUGAUCUUGAAAGGGAUCAUAAAAGCUCCACCUUCCAGUUCCAGAGUCAAAAGCCAGCAGCGAACUUCCCUUACAAAAACCCCAAACUCGCCGCCAAUCACGCAGCGUGUCUGUGCCACCUUUCCUCCUCUGUAAAGCUACACACGCAUAUCCCAAGAGGAAAAUAUUGAAACCCAUCAUCUAUAUAUGAUUUAAGCCGCACACGAAUCAAAGUUACAUCAAGAACAACUCUGCAAUGGGUCGAGAACAGGAAGUGGAAGCAGGAGGUGAAGAGUACUUGUUCAAGAUAGUGCUUAUAGGUGACUCUGCAGUGGGGAAAUCGAAUUUGCUGUCAAGGUUUGCAAGAAAUGAGUUUGAUAGCAAUUCUAAGGCUACAAUUGGGGUAGAGUUUCAGACCCAGGGAGUGGAUAUUGAUGGCAAAGAAAUUAAGGCACAGAUCUGGGACACUGCUGGCCAAGAGAGGUUUAGAGCUGUUACCUCUGCUUACUAUAGAGGUGCUGUUGGUGCACUAAUUGUCUAUGAUAUCACUAGGAGGACAAGUUUUGAUAGUGUCAAAAGGUGGCUGGAUGAACUCAGCGCUCAUUGCGAUACUGCAGUGGCAAGAAUGCUUGUAGGAAACAAAUGUGAUCUAGAGAACAUUAGAGAGGUGAGUGUAGAGGAGGGCAAAAACCUUGCAGAAGAAGAAAGUUUAUUCUUCAUGGAGACAUCAGCCCUUGAUUCUACUAAUGUUCAGACAGCUUUCGAGGUGGUUAUCCGUGAGAUAUACAACAACGUGAGCAAGAAAAUUCUGAAUUCUGAUUCAUACAAGGCUGAGUUGACUGUCAACCGAGUCAGUCUGGUUAAGGAGGGAGAAAGUUCAAAGCAAAAUACUCUCUCUUGCUGCUCUACAUGAUCUCUGUUCUUCACCUUUCUGGGCAUAAUAUUGCACCAUUUUUUCUUUUAUAAUUUGCAUUUUGUCAUUAUUAUAUUGGCGUUGAUCACUUAUGAAUUUUCCAUUUUCAUUUCAAUUAAAUAUUAAAAAGACGUCAUAAAUUUGCCUUUUUCUAA